Messenger RNA from Didymodactylos carnosus, 873 nucleotides. The record is from the annotation of a GenBank genome assembly. Lineage: Eukaryota; Metazoa; Rotifera; Eurotatoria; Philodinida; Philodinidae.
AUGCAAAGAUUAAAUCAAACUUUGGAAAAACAAAGAACAUCGGAAUUACAAUUACGUAUUCAACUGAAUGAUCUGAAAACAAGUAAAAAAGAAUUUGACGAUCUGAAAACGGAACACUCAACAUUACAAACCAAAUAUGACUCUAUUGCAACACAACGUCAACGUGACAAACAACGUAUCGCUGACUUAGAACGUAGUUUUGCUGAUGAACGUCAAAGUAGACAACGUUUCGAAUUACAAAUCAAAAAUGAAAAAAGUAUAGUAAAAAAAUUACAAGACGAUAUGGCCAAAUUAGCACUUGUACCACCAAGAAAUGAAUGUCCCGAUCAUUGUUUAAAACGAAAACGUGAUCAAGAGAAUGAAACAAGGGAAUUACGUAAAUUAAUCCAAGAUAAAGACGAUAGAAUUAAAAUACUCGACAAUGAAAUCAAAACAUUAAUAAAAUAUCGUGAAUCUCAUGCCGAUAACGAAGUAUUAUAUCAACAUUUUACUCAAUUACAAGAAAGAAACGCUCAUUUACAAGAUAGUUUGAGUGCUGAAACAAGAAUCAAAUUAGAUUUAUUUUCGGCACUUGGAGAAGUUAAACGACAAUUAGAAAUUGCACAAAAUAAUGUACGGGACAAAGAUCGUGAGAUACAACAGUUACACUCACAUUUAUCUGGUACAAUGGUCAAUGGUCACAAUCAUGGCAUUCGACAAAAUUCUGGAUGUUCAUCUCCAACAAAUCAUUUAGAUGGUAAUAACAAUCAAACGAUUAUACCAACAUCGACAUCUGCCUAUUAUGCGGUAUCAAAAUCACCACCUCCAACAUUACAAGCGCCAAAAAAUUCAAAUCUCGAUCCAAACGCUCAAGAUUAUUGUCCAACAGCUUAA